AUGGAAGAUCAAUCUGGCAUCGCCCUCAAAAACAAGCCGUUUAUGGUAGAUUGCGUUGAAUGGAGCCAAGAAAGUCGAUUAGCCAUUUGUGUCAAGAAUGGCGUCCAUAUUGUGACACCCGUUAUCCUUGGCAUGCUCUCUACAAGAGAAAAGUAUAACCAUGUAGGCAUAUCACUGCCACCCUUGGAGAAAAAAGUCGACGAAACCCUCAUUGCUAAUGUUGACCUGAUGGAGACAUCCUAUCUGCUGACCGAAGAGGGAUGCCGUAUGGCUAAAUGGUCACCAGCAGGCUUAUCUCCCAACCAAAGUUGCUUUUUAGCUGUGAUUACAACAAAGCAUAGAGUGCUGAUAUAUCAAAUAUCGGCGAGAGAUGCCACUAAUUCAGAUUGGCAAGUGUACGAAGAUCUGACCGAUAGAAUAAAAAAUCAUGCAAUUACACAUCAAGCAACAACCGCACCCAGCCCUCACCAUACGCUAUGUGCCAGUUGGUCAAAAAGCUUAAUACCCGAUCCAUUUGCUUUGCAGCCAGUUUUGUUUGCCACAUCCAACAAAGCGGGCGAUGUCUGUAUGUGGGCAUUCACCAACACAUUUGAGUACAAGACACAGAUAACACCACAUGCAUCUUUUGUCAACUUACUUGAAUGGACCCAAUGGAAAAAGAUUACCGACACAACCUACAUUGCUUAUAUUGUAUCUGCUUGCACAGACGGUACAAUGGCCAUAUCAUCCGUACGAAUCCAAGUAUCCACUGUGCCUGAAUCAAGAACUACACAAAUUCAAAAUGUCGAAAUGCAAGUGCUACAUACAUGGUUUGAGGACAACGAUUCAGCUGUCAUUACAUUGAUCAAGGUUCACGAUGAGCUUGAAAAGGGAGUGAUAAAGAUUGCCAUCUCAAAAGGAAUCAAGGUCCAGGUCCUGUGCUUGAAUGUCAAAGAGGAUUUCACGUUGGAGGCAAGCAAAGAUUGGCAGGUGUACAUACUUCAAGCUUCCGUGUUGGGAUUAUCCAGCGGUAAUUGGGUGGGUGAUGAUAAUGGCAUGGAUCUAUUUAGAGGCUAUACUUCGGAAGGUGAAUGUGUCUAUUUGAAAAUCGAUUCAGAGGGUAAUAUGGCGUAUGACAACCAAAUGUCCAUUAUGUGGAGCAGAAAAAUGGUGCAAAAAUACAAACGCCAAUGGAUGGAAGACCAAGCAAAAGCAGACGAUGAUUCUAUCGUAGCAGCAUCAGAUGCGCUCCCAACGUUGUUUGGUACCAGUGAUUCGCCAAAUAGCAUCUUUACAGCCUUGUAUUAUUCGCUGAAGGCAAAUCUAGACAUUCACUAUAAGGGCGAUCACUAUGAAAUUGCGAAUCUGUCCUUUCUCUUGAACAGAGAACGCGGCGAGGAUGUUGACUCUAUCUGUGAAAUGACGGCUACUUUUAUACAAGAUCCCUACUUUAUGUUUACAAAGCCAGUGAGGGGUUUGCUACGAGAAAUACUGUAUUAUUUGGUAGAUGAUGCUGAUGAUGAGCCCAUGACACAAUGGAUCUCGACUGUAGCCAAGUACUUGGAUGUCCCACCCACGAUAGAAAGCAUCAACAACUUGGCAGCACGUAUCUACUGCGAAACCAACACAAUUGCUGCAAGAAUCAUCAACAACACACAGCUGGAACUAGCGGAAUACAAACCACCUAAUUUCGGCCCUGACUACGCAUCUACAUGUCAAAAAGCAAAACAGAUUGUGCAAGCAAAAUAUGUCAACGCUGUGCUCUCUUAUGCCAACGAGCUGCCCGAGCAAGAAUUCUCUACUUUGAAUCAACAGGAUGUUACACUGUUACUACUGCUGGCUGAUCUCGCAUUGAGCCUUCGUGAUGAGGCCUUAAUCAAACAGGCCUUGAUUACCUUUGUCAGAAUACAAGACAAAUUCCCUCAAGCUGGCGAUUUAUUGUCAGAAAUUGCAUUUGCCACCUCAUUCACAACAUCAUCAGCAGCGAUUGAUAAGAAGGCAAGAAACAAAUGCCCUGUGUGUGAAGCCAAUGUGUAUUUCAUUGACGGCGCAUCGAAUCCACUUGCUCAAUGUGAAGCUGGCCAUUUCUGGGAGAUUUGCAGUGUGACCAGAACAGUGUUACACUCGCCCACUGUUCGAAAAUGCUUGUCUUGCAAGGCCAAGAGUUUACGGCCCACCGAGGAAAGCACAUUCACUAAUGUUGUGUUAAAAGGUUGUUGUAAAUGUCUUUAUUGUGGAUCUGGUUGGAUCAACUCGAGUUGA
Messenger RNA from Mucor velutinosus, 2241 nucleotides. Its product is annotated as Tlg2-vesicle protein. The transcript is spliced from 9 exons. Bases 1 to 2241 code for a protein of 746 amino acids. NCBI's taxonomy places the organism in Eukaryota, Fungi, Mucoromycota, Mucoromycetes, Mucorales, Mucoraceae. The record is from RefSeq and is a predicted model, not a curated record. Gene Ontology annotation, cellular component: transcription factor TFIIIC complex. Gene Ontology annotation, biological process: transcription initiation at RNA polymerase III promoter. Gene Ontology annotation, molecular function: histone acetyltransferase activity; protein binding.